UUGUGUCCCAUCCAUUGUAAAAUUUCCCACCAACUAUCCAUUAUCUGGACAAUGGACAGUCAACAGGGCAAGUCUUUCGGGAAAUAUGUGUUGAUGCGCCUAUUUUUUUUUUCAUUCGUUUUGAAUUAUAUUAAUUUAAUAUCUCUUGAAAGCAAAAUAUGCAAGUAAAUGUGGAGGAGAGAACAAAUAUAAUGCAUAGAAUUUUAUGUUGGAAUUGUUUUUUCUUCAGUAGCUACCAUACAACUUAUAAAUCGUGUAUGGAGUAUUAUUGUAUACAACUGUCUUGAAGAGCAACCAAAAUACGGAAUCGAAUAAGUCCACCACCUGCUUUAUUUUAUUUUUUCUCACACGUCUUUGCAGUUUGCACUCAUGUUUUUUCUUAAUUUUAGUAUAAACGUUAUCCUAUUAAAGCCAAGAAGACGAGGUAAAUGAUUACCGUUUCAGUUUCCUUCCCCAGAACCAUCUUCUUCUAACAGUGGAUGUUACUGGAAUAACUAGUCAUAUCACAGAAAAAAACACUCAAAACCAAACAAGAAUUAUCUAAAGUUGAAAAAUUGCCGUCCCAGAAGUUAGACAGUCAUGUCCUACACUAAACCAAAAGCAAUUCCUCUUACUGUUGCAGUACUUUCCUUGCUGUUAGUGUCUGCAGUCUCAGUUUCUUUCGUUAAUGGGACUUCUGUGGUUGAUGGUGUUGUGAGUGAGCCAAUUUAUGGCGUGGUUUCAUCAGGAAGUAAAAGGUUUCUGGGGGAGAACAAUGCGACUGGAAACUCAUCUCUAGUACUGGCUGCUGAAAGAACCCAUAGAAGAGAUCCACUUGAGGAUCGGAGUUACUAUACUGGUGGAUGGAACAUCAGUAACGAGCAUUAUUGGGCUUCAGUUGCUUAUACUGGUGCCCCUCUUUUCAUCAUUGCUCUAUUCUGGUUUGUGGCAUGUGCCAUUUGCUUGCUCCUAGUUUGUAUCUGUUGUUGUUGCUGCCGAAGAGGUCGAUAUGGUUACUCUCGAACAGCUUAUGCACUUUCUCUUACUUUUCUCACGGCAUUCACCAUUGCUGCAAUAAUUGGUUCUGUUUUUCUGUAUACUGGACAAGGCAAAUUUCAUGACGGUACAAAACAUACAUUAGAUUAUGUUGUACAACAAGCAAGAUCAACAGUUGAUGGUUUAAGGAAUGUGUCAAACACCCUGGCUGUUGCCAAGCAUACUGGAGUUAGUCAAAUCUUUAUACCGCAAAAUGUUCAAAACAACAUUGACAAGGUCGACGCCAAGAUUAACUCUGCUGCUGAAACUCUUGAAAAUGAAACUGAGAAGAACAAGAAGGAUAUCAUGAUUAUCUUAGACUUUGUGAGGCGAAUUCUCAUCAUUGUUGCUGCUGUAAUGCUUGGUUUAGCCGCUCUUGGUUUCUUGUUCUCUAUACUUGGUCUGCAGGUUCUUGUAUACAUUCUAGUCAUCAUAGGCUGGAUCCUUGUUGCCGUCACAUUUAUCUUAUGUGGUUUAUUUCUUGUUCUUCACAAUGCAACGGGAGACACAUGUGUGGCCAUGGAUGAUUGGGUAAAACACCCAUCGGCUCAUACAGCACUUGAUGAUAUAAUCCCUUGUGUGGACCCGGCUACCGCCCAAGACACGCUGUCUCAGAGCAAAGAGGUCACCUACCAAUUGGUUGGAGUAUCUAACAGGAUCAUCACCAAUAUUUCAAACAUCAAUCCGCCUUCAGGUGUUGGUUACAACCAAUCUGGUCCACUGGUCCCUAACCUCUGUAAUCCAUUUAAUUCAGACAAGACGGACCGGAAAUGUGCAAGUGGUGAAGUGGAACUUAGCAAUGCUACACAGGUUUGGAAGAAUUAUGUCUGCCAGGUUUCGGCAAGUAACGUGUGCUCCACUGUGGGCCGUCUUACCCCUGCUAUGUACGACCAAAUGACUGCAGUAGUCAAUGUUAGCAACGGCCUGUAUCAUUCUGGGCCUUUCCUUAAGGAACUACUUGACUGCACUUUCCUUCGAGAUACCUUCACUGUCAUUCAUGAUGAACAUUGUCCCGAUUUGAGCCGAUACAGUAAGUGGAUCUACAUCGGUCUAGCUCUAGUCUCAGCUGCAGUAAUGCUCUCACUCAUUUGUUGGGUACUAUAUGCAAGAGAAAGGCGUCACCGGAAGUAUACCAAACUCGUUGAUGCUACAUAUGGUCAAGAAUCUAACGCAGGGAAAAGCCAUGGGUGAUUUUUCAAAUAUUUGAACCUCUUAAGACAUUCGUUUGUUUUCCUAAUAACAGUUAUAUCUGCAGUAUUCCAUGCUUUAAGUAUGGCAUAUGAAGACGUGAACUUUCUAUCAUGUUUGUUUAUAACAAGUCGAUUAGGGACUUGUAGGGGAUUCUUAGAAGUUAUUCGUACAUGAUUGACGCUAGGAUUGAUGCAGAUUGUUGCGUGUAUACAUACAGAACAUGGACAUCAAAUUUUGUGUUUAUAUGACGCCCCUUACGUUUAUUUCCUUAA
Molecule: messenger RNA, 2477 nt
Organism: Capsicum annuum
Lineage: Eukaryota; Viridiplantae; Streptophyta; Magnoliopsida; Solanales; Solanaceae
Exons: 9
Coding region: 580-2205 (541 amino acids)
Cellular component (GO): plasmodesma; plasma membrane
Source: RefSeq, a predicted model, not a curated record